UCGUGUUUACACAUGUCUUCGCUUUCACGUGGAGAGGAUUUUUAGUUUUAAAAUGUCUUCCAAGAAAAAUAAAAGCAAAUCCAAAAGAAAUAGUGAGGCGGACAGUUCCCUUGGGCUACAGGAAGAGGUUUCACGUGAUUCUUCAGGUCAAAGCUUGAAAAAUAGCAACGUAUUCACUGUCAUCGACUUCAUUGAAAAAGCCGAUGACAAAACCCCUAAAAGCUGCAGAUCAUGGCUUGCCCAAAUGGGACUCAACUCGAUGAAAGCUGCCAAAGUGUGUAUAGGUCGACCGGUACUAUUGACCAGCUCUGUUGGACAGGACGUGUGUCUGGGCUGGCCUGUUGCGUUGUUCCCUGGUGGAAAGGUGGGGCUGCAGAAGUGUGCUCUUAGUAACCUGAGGGUGAAGCAGGGAGAGCAGGUGACAGUGGAGCCUGUGACCGGACCAGUGCUUCAGGCCACAGAGGUGCUUCUCUCCACCAGGUCAAAGGACGACAAACUUGACACAGAUGAAUUCAAAAACUUUUUUUUACGAUCUUUAGAUGGAAACAUCAUUCUUCCCGGUAAUGUUGUUUCUCUGAGUUUCUUUGGUCGCUCGUGCAGUCUGCAAGUAGAGAGCAUCCGGGGAGAGAAUGGAGUGACCCUGCAGAGACCCGCUCCUCUUCUGGGACAGGACACUGAGACUGACCAAUCCUCUGUAGACCCCCCUAUACUGGACUGCACUUCUGCUGACCUGUCCCUACAAAUGAGUUUGCUCAACGUAGACGACAUUGAACCACACACACCAAGCUCAGGCGGAGACAUCUGCCCCACAGCAAGCACCCCUCGUCGGACUGCACCCCUCCCUUCUCUUUCAUCACCCCUACCUCCUCAUACACCAUCCUACAACUCCCAGAACGCACCUGCAGAUGUACAAGAGAGCCCAUUGAACUUAGACCAAGCUGGAGCGUGUCCUACAGCUCCCCCCGGUGGUGUCUUUAGUACAGACACUUUCUACUGCCUUUCAUGCACCACUAAAGUGAGUUUCAAAGACAGGGCAGCUCAGAGUGAUACAGAAGAACAAUCCAAAAGCACAAGAAUUAGUUAUAGCAUGAUUGGCGGGCUCAGUAACCAAUUAGAUGUUAUCAGGGAGACGAUUGAGCUUCCACUGAAAAAUCCAGAGCUGUUUACAAAUUAUGGUAUCCCACCCCCACGAGGAGUUCUGCUGUAUGGGCCCCCGGGAACGGGGAAAACUAUGAUUGGUCGAGCUAUAGCCAAUGAAGUGGGAGCUUAUAUGACUGUGAUAAACGGACCAGAGAUUAUGAGCAAAUUUUAUGGUGAGACUGAAGCCAGGCUCCGGCAGAUUUUUAGCGAAGCUUCUCAAAGACGGCCGGCUAUAAUCUUCAUUGAUGAACUGGACGCCCUCUGUCCAAAGAGAGAGGGAGCGCAGAAUGAAGUGGAGAAACGCUUGGUGGCAUCUCUUCUCACUUUGAUGGAUGGAAUUGGUUCGGAGGGACACUCAGGUCAGCUGUUGGUUCUCGGAGCCACAAAUCGACCCCAUGCCCUUGACCCUGCUCUUCGUCGACCAGGGCGGUUUGACAAAGAAUUGGAGGUGGGUGUCCCUAGUGCGGUGGAGAGAGCAGACAUUUUGCAGAAGUUGUUGCACAUGGUUCCUCACAGCGCCUCAGUGGAGGAUCUGACCCGACUGGCAGAGAGUGCUCAUGGAUAUGUGGGAGCAGACCUGGCAGCUGUCUGUAAGGAAGCUGGUUUGCAUGCACUAAGGCGAGCGCUGGGAGGAUCCACACUCCUGUCUGACCAGCAGCUGAAGGGGAGAGUCACUGUGACCCUGCAGGACUUGACCUGGGCCAUGUCUGUGGUGAAGCCCAGUGCCAUGAGGGAGGUGGCUAUAGAUGUUCCUAAGGUGAGGUGGUCAGAUAUCGGAGGCAUGGAGGAGGUGAAGUUGAAACUGAAGCAGGCAGUGGAGUGGCCCCUGAGACACCCUGAGGCCUUCACUCGCAUGGGCAUCCAGCCGCCUAAAGGAGUGCUGCUGUAUGGGCCCCCGGGCUGCUCCAAGACUAUGAUCGCCAAGGCUCUGGCCAAUGAGAGCGGACUCAACUUUUUAUCUAUUAAAGGACCUGAACUACUAAGCAAAUAUGUUGGGCAGUCUGAAAGAGCCGUCAGAGAGGUGUUUCGGAAGGCCCGGACCGUCGCUCCCUCCAUAGUCUUUUUUGAUGAGAUCGAUGCGCUGGCCAGCGAGAGAGGAAGCUCGUCGGGGUCAGGCGGCGUGGGCGACCGGGUCCUGGCCCAGCUGCUGACAGAGAUGGACGGACUGGAGCAGCUCCGCGACGUCACGGUGCUGGCCGCCACCAACCGUCCCGACAUGAUGGAUAAGGCUCUGAUGCGGCCAGGGAGGCUUGACCGGAUCGUCUACGUCCCUCUCCCCGAUGCUUCGACACGGCGUGAAAUCUUCACUCUGCAGUUCAGGAGCAUGCCCAUAGCUCCAGACGUGUCCAUAGACGAGCUGGUGUCCAAGACCAACAAGUAUUCUGGAGCUGAGAUAACAGCAGUAUGCAGAGAGGCGGCGUUGCUGGCCCUACAGGAGGACAUCAAAGCCCAGACCGUCCAGGCCAGGCAUUUGGAGCAGGCCCUGAUCACCGUGCAGCCCCGUGUCCCCGACUCCCUCAUUCAAACGUACAUCAGAUAUCAGCAGAGGCACAGCGGAGGUCUGGCCCUCUUCUGACCACACCAUCACAACACACAGUGGUCAUGUAAGGAAGACAGAGGACCUCUGAGCUGUCUCUUACUACUGUGUGUAUGGUGAGUGAAUAGGGUUUAUUUUGAGUAAACACGACUCAGAUGGUAAUAAUAUUUUAGUAUGUAUAAUAUUAUACAUAUUUGAGGUUAGAAAUCACCAUUAUUAUGAAUUCACUGCAUCCUUGAAGUUAACCAUGUUUGGCCUGUAGAUGCUGCGAACAGGAAACAAUACAGCUAGGAUAAUAAAAAUGUACAUUUGGUUUUAGAACAAUGCAGUUUCACCACUGUUGUACAAAAACAGAUUCUCUUAUCUUAGUACAAAAAAGCUUCCAUGAGGUAUAAACCACAUACAAAUUCACUGGGAAAAAACUAUGAAAAACUGUUUUGUAAGACAUGUUUCUGUAUUAAAUAUACUUUCUACACGCUA
Molecule: messenger RNA, 3157 nt
Organism: Boleophthalmus pectinirostris (great blue-spotted mudskipper)
Lineage: Eukaryota; Metazoa; Chordata; Actinopteri; Gobiiformes; Gobiidae
Gene: afg2a
Product: spermatogenesis associated 5
Exons: 17
Coding region: 53-2716 (887 amino acids)
Cellular component (GO): cytoplasm
Molecular function (GO): ATP hydrolysis activity; ATP binding
Source: RefSeq, a predicted model, not a curated record